AUGAUUAAGGAUUCAAAUGUAAUCAAGGGUAUUUUUAAUAUAGAUAAGAUUGCAUUAGAUGGUAUCAAUUUUAAUUAGACUAGUCCUUCAUUUAUUAAUGAAAAUGUGAUAACUUGUCUUGAAUGUAUUAAUAAUCCUCUAAAUUGGAUUAAGGAUCCAUAUUGUUAAACUAAUCUAUUUUUAGAUAGAAAUGAUAGUCCAGUUGAAUUCAUUAAAGAUGUAACCAAAACAUUUUAUGUGUUUGACGGAAUAAAUUUAAAAUCAUGUAAUCAUUAUUCAAAUAAUAAUUUAUAAACAAUUGAUGAAGUUUUUGUAGAUUAUCAUUUGAGUACAUUAUAUUAUCCUACUAUUUGUUCUAAUUCUAAUUAUCCAAAUGAAUGUUAACCUUGUAAUUUAAUUGGUUGUAUUGUUUGUGGUAUUACAUAGACAACAAAAACAUGCUUAAUAUGUUAAAAGGCAUUUGAGUUGAAAAAUGGACUUUGUAUAAAAUUAAUGAUGGGAUAAGUUGAAUAAAAUAAAUGUCAAGCCCCUUAUUAUGUAACAUCAAUGAAAGGGUGUAAUAUUUGUUAAAUAGAAAAUUGUUAGUAUUGUUUUGAAUAUGAAAGUAAUGAUUUACAAAAAUGCACACUUUAUAAUGACUUUUAACCUUUUUAGAUUGAUGAAUUUCAUAAGGUUGGAUGUUCAUUAUGUUAGGAUGGUUUCAUUUUUGAUUUUAAUAAAAGAAAAUGCAUUUAUUAAAAAUCAUCUAUAUCGAAUUGUUUAAGAGCUUUCAUUAAUUUAUAAGGAUAAGAAAUUUGUACAUUAUCAUCAGUAGAUGAUUUUAGUAUUGCUCCUGAGAUUAUUAAUUGUCAAAAAUAUAUUUCAUAUUGUAAAUAAUGUUAUUAAACACCAUUAUCUAUAAUUAAAUGUAUAAUAUGUGAAGAUGGAUACUCAAGUUCAGUAAUAACUGGUCAUUGUAAUAAAUGCAAUUUAGAAUAUACAAAAUAUUGUAGUGAAGGAGAUUUUACAAAAUUAGAUUCUUGGAUGCAAUUACUUUAAAGCUUCUUAAUAUAAUUCUUACCUAAUAAAUAUAUAUAUCCUCCUUCAUAGUCUAACUUAAAUAGAUCAAUUUUACCAUUAAAAUGUAUUGAAGGUUAUGAACUUAAUUUAUUUACUUGCUAAAAAUAUUGUGAUCCUAAUUGUUCUGUAUGUAAAAGAAUGUAAAUAGAAUAAGGAUUUUAAUGUACUAAAUGCAAUUUAAAUUAUUAUAUGAAACCCUUUAGAGUAUAGAAUAAAGGAAAAUGUGUUGUUUGUCCUCAACUUUGUUAAGUGUGUCAAAGUAGAAAUAAAGAAGAGAUACAUGUAUUCAAUUUUAAUAAUAUUUAGAAAAUUAAUCCUUAUUUUAAUAAUAAUAAUAAUGAAUAUGAAAUAUAUACAUAUAGAUGUAUAAAACCAAUUUCUAAUUAAAAUAUUUUUAUAGAUCCUUAUACUCAAAUUGCCAACUAUUGUUAUAAUCAAUAGUGUGUAUCUAUGUUUCAAAAUGAAGUAUAAAUAUUUUAUAUUUUUAGAUAGAAAAUAUAUGUCAUGGUUUAUUUAUAUCAUUAAGUCAAGAAUAUUUAGAAACAUUAUUUAAUUUCAAGUAUUUAAAUGAAAUGGCUUUUUAAUAAUUCCAAUUAAUAAUACCAUAUUAAGGCUUUUGUUAUGGGACUGAUCCAACAUAAGAAAACAUAAUAAAAAAUAUUUUUAAAUAAAAGAUAUUUUCAAUGCAAUUUGUUGAAUUAGUUUUUUAAGGAGAUCAUUCUCCAUCAUUCUUUUAUUAGAAAAUAUCAGUCAUUAAUUUUGAUUCUUUAAGGAUACAAGAUACUUCAUUUUUAGUAUAAUAGUAAUUAUAAUUAUAUUAAAAUAAUGAUGAUAAUAAACCUUAGGAUUUAAUAAUUACAAAUUCAGUAUUUUUUAAUGAUUUGAAUUAACCAGUAAAAUUAAAAAUAAUAUCUAAAAAUUAUUAGAAUAUUAAUUUUACAAAUCUUGAAUUCAAUAAUUUAAAUUUUUUAGAUUCAACUAUUUUUGAAAUUACUCCUAAUGGAAUUUAAUCCACUUUUAGUAUUAACAAAUUUAUUAUAGAAAAUUGUAUAUUUACAAAUACUAUUUUAUUCAAAAUAAAAAAUACUUCUAAGAUUAUUAUAUCAGAUUUAAUAUUAAAUAAUUGCUAUUUUACAAAUUCAUCAAUUGCAAAUUUUGAAUUUGACUAUAAUAAUCCAUCAAAUAUUUAAUUUCACUACUUAAUGAUCAAAAAUUCAGUUUUUAUCUAAUCUUCAAUAAUUACAAAUGUUGUUUCCCUCACUCUUUUUAAUAUUUCAAUAUUAUUAAGUAAAUUUGAGUUCACUUAAAUAAUAGAAUUUAAGAAAGAUUUAAACAUUAAAAAUAUAUCAAUUAAGGGUAAUAAAUUUAUAUAAUCUUAAUUAAUUUUUAAAAGCCCAAUUAAAUAAUUAGAAAGUAAGGUUAUCAUUAAUUCAUUAAUCUUUGAAGAUAAUUUUCAUUAUAAUUCUUCUAUAUUUUAAACUGAUUUCUCAAUAUCUAAUGAUCUAUUAAGUAUUUCAUUUAUUAAUUUUUAUCUAAAUUAGAAUUAGAAAAUCUAAUUAGAUAAUUAAUCUAAUUAUCUAUUUAAUAUUAAUAGUCAUAAUUUUAGUAUUUAUAAUUUAUCAAUUUCAAAUUCUGAUAAUUUUAAUUACUUUAAUUUAAUUACUAUUACAAAUAUUAAAGUGUAAGAUGCUAUUUUUGUAAACUUAUAAACUUUACAUAAAGUUCCAAUAUUAUUAGAAUGUGUCGAUUCUUUUAAUAUCAAUUCUUAAUUAUUUUAUAUUUAAGGAUUUAAUUCCUUAUAAUUUAUAAAUAUAACUAUUAAGAAUUUUAAGAGUAUUGAUCAAUCCUUUAUUCAAAUCUUUUCAAAUUUAUUAACAAAAGAAUAAGAAUUCAUCAAUAUAUAAGAUUUAAGAUUUAUUGAAAAUACUUUGUUAAAAAUAAAUUUAAGAAACAUAUUUUCAUUAAUAUCAAUUUACUCUGAGAAGAGCCAAUUAAUAAUUAUUAAUAAUAUCUAAUUUUAAGAGAAUGUAUAUCAUCAAUAUAUAGAUGAUUCAUCUCAAACUACAGCAAGUCUAUUAUUUAUAAUAUCAUAAUAGAGUACAGUGAUUAUAACUAAUUUAUCAUGUUCAUAGAAUAUAUUAACUAAUUCUACAAGUUCUUUUAUUUACAUUAAUAGUAAAAUAAUUAAUUUAUUUGAAUUCUAAAUCUAAAAUCAUAAUAUAUUAAAUAUAACAACUCUGUAUUCCUUAUUUGAAAUAAAGAAUAUUAUAAGUUAAAAUUAGAUAAAUACAAUAUUAUUAAAAGUAUUAAAGAUUCAAAAUACAGGUGGAGUUUUAUCAUUUACAACUGAAGAUUGUACUAUAAUAAAUGGUAUCUUAAAAUAUAUACUCACUUUAAAUAGCAAAUUAUUCAAUAUUCAUACUUAAGGAAAAGGAAUAAUAAAUAUAAAAAACUUAGAAAUUAAUUAAAUUGAAAGUUUAGAUUUGAAUAUUGCUGAAAAUGAAGGAUGUAUUACUAUUAACUCAUAAAGCAGUUUAUUAUAACUAGAAUUAACAAAUAUACUUUUUACUGAUAUUUUAAAUAAGUUUGCAUCUCCAAUAAUUUUUAUAAUACCAUCUUAGAAUAUCAAUAAUAUUGUAAUUAAAAAUAUUACUAUAUUUAAUUGUUUCUCUCUUACAAACCUUUUAAUUAAAACUUAAUUUUCUUUGAUGAGUAUAAAAAACAAUAAAGUAUUAAUUUAGUAUGUAAAAAUUCUAUAAAACAAAAUAGAAUUCAAGUAAUAUCUUCAAAAAUUUAACACAUUAUCCUUAAUUGAUAGAUAAAAAAUCUUAAAUGAUAAUGCUAUUAUUAAUUUAUCAGGUUGUAUUAUAAUUAUAAAAUAAUUCAGAUAUUAAGGUGUGUUAUCAUCUUCUAUUUUAAAGUUAGUUGAUACUUAUAAAGUUUAAAUAGAAAAAAUCUAUUUUAUUUAAAUUUAAUUGAUUCUAAAAGUUGAUCUUAUACAUAUUUGGCAUAGUCCUAAUAAUAAAUAUACUGUAAUGAUAUAAGAUUUAAUAUUUUAAAAUAUAACUUAAUUAGAUUAAAAUGAAUUUUUAAAUUUAUCAUAUAAUUAUAACAAUAUAGAAAUCCUUAAUAAAAAUUGUAGUUUAAUAAAUGAAAUUUAAAUAUAGAGUCUAAAAAUAAAUGAUAUUGGAUUUGAUACAUUUUUCUAACAAUUAAUAUAAGAUACAAAUUAAUAGGGAUCACUCAUUUAUUUUUAAAGCUAAUCAAUUCUUAAUUAAAUAUUUUUAUCAUCAAUUUUAGCUAUGAAUGUAAAUAGUUAAAAGUUAUUUAAUGCAAUUCUUUUAUUUGAUUUAAUUAGUUUUUCUUCUAUUGAUAUAAUUGAAUUUAAUUGUUUAUUAAACUCUGUAAACUUAUAUGGGUGUAUUUUAGCAUAAUAAAGUGAUAAAUUAAAUUCAAUCAUUCGAAUAAAAAAUUCAUUUUUCUAUUAGAACAAUGGAGGAUCAGGAACAGGGAUUAAAACUAAAAAUGUUAAAUUAGAAUUAUAUAAUUCAAAGUUGUUAAACAAUUAUGCUUAAAUUUAAGGUGGAGGUCUUAAUUUAUAAUUAGAUUAGAAUGAAUUUGUCAUAAUAAACUCUUAAAUUUAAUUGAAUCAAGCUAAUGAAGCUGGUGGAAUAUAUCUUUAAGGAAAUAGUAAUAUAAAUGAAAAUAAUUUUAUUAAAUCUGUUAUAUCUUUAAAUAAAGCAAACUUAUCACCCUCAAAUUUAUUAGAAUUACCCACUCAUUUAUCAUUGUCUAUAAAUUAAUAAGAUAUGUUAUCUAUUUAAAAAUAUAUUGAUAAUAUUUAGAUUAAUAUAUUACAAUUAGAUCCAUAUUAAAUUAUUGAAUAAGGAAAAGUUAUAAUAACUAAUUUAUUAGUUCUACCAAGUAAUUAAAUAAUUAAGAAUUAUCACAUUUUCAAUCCCAAUGAUUAAUCAUUUCAAAAAUAUAUUUAAGAAUUUUCAAUUUCUUUUAAGAAUAAUUUAAAUGAAAAACUCAUAUAAUUUACAAAUUCAACUUGUAAAAUAUAAGAAUAAAUUUUUACAUAUGAUAAACUUGAAUAUACUAAGUUACCAUAAAUAAUAUAAUUUAACACUCUAUUUGGUAAUUUUGAUAUUUCAGAAUUAUAAUUUUCAUUUGAUCCAUAUAUGGAAAUUGGUUAAUAAUAACAACUUUUAAUUAUCUGCUAACCCAAUAAUUCACUUUCUGAAUUAUAUUAUGGUAUUAAAAUUGCAACUUUAAAAUGUCAAUUAGGAGAAUUUUAUAUAUAAAAUAGUUGUCAACCUUGCUAAUAUAAAUAAGGAUAUUAUUCUGUAACAUAUAAUUCAACUAAAUGUUCCAUUUUUGAUAAAAAUAAAUUUUAUAAUAUUACAUCUAAUUAAAUAAACUUGAAAGUUGGUUUUUGGAGACCAAAUUAAUAUUCAGAUGAUGUUGAAUAUUGUUUUAAGUAUCCUAAUAUAUGUAAAGGAGGGUGGUUUGUUGGUGAUAAACUUUGUUUCUCUGGUUAUAUAGGAGGGUUAUGUGAAGAAUGUGAUAAAUAUAAUAUUAGAGGAGAAGGAUAUUAUUAUAAAAACUAAUAUAAUUUAUAAUGUCAAUUAUGUGAAGAACUACCAAAUAGAAUUCUAUUGUUUAUUGUGGCAUCACUUUGGUAUAAAUUAAUAUUUAAUUAAAUUAGGUCACUUGGAUCUAUCAUUCUUACAUUAAGUAGUAUUGAAAAAUCAAAUAAAUUAUAUAUUUCUUGUAAAUUAAGACAAAGAUUUUCUAAUAUUAUUUUUAAACUCAAUUAAGGUAUUAAUAUAAUCUUAAAUAGAUCAUGGAAGUAUAAUAAUUAAAUUAUUUCUGAAUUAUUUAUGGAUAUUUUCUGCCAUAUUUUCAUUAAAUAUCAAUUUUACAUUCUCAUUUAGUUUUAUUGAUUAAACUAGUAAUCCAUCUUAUUUCAUGGCUAAUAAUUUAGAUUGCUUUUUAUUAUAGAUUCAUAAUAUAGAAUUAAUAUAUCUCAGAAUUAUUACAAUGUUUAUAUUGAUGCUUUCAUUACUUAUAUUAAUAUAUUUAGGAUUUUUAUUUAUUGAAUUACUUUAUAAAAAAAAAUUUGAUGCUAGCAUUAUAUCAAUAACUGCCCUUUAUUUGUAUGUAUCUAAUUAUGCUGCUUUGAUUAAAUAGUAUAUAUUUAUAUUUAUUAGAUUUUUUUCAUUAUUGGCUAAAAGAUAAAUCUCAAAUAUUAAUUAUAUAUAAGGUGAUGUAUCAUUAAAAUUUGGUACAUCAGAUCAUAUUAAAUGGAUGAUAAGUUUUAUUAUUCCAGGUUUAGGAUUAAUUGGAUGGCUAUUACCAUUUUCACUUUUAUUGUUAUUGUAUGUUAAAAGAGAUUAAAUAGAAUCUAUUUAAUUUAGAAAACAUUUUUGUUAUUUAUUUAAUGAAUAUAAUAAUUCAAACUUUUUUUGGGAAUGGGUUAAAUUAGCCAAAAAGACAUCUGUGAUUAUUAUCUUAACUUAUUUUGAGACAAAUAUUUAUUUAAAAGCCUCACUUUUAGGAUUAUGUUUAUUAUUUUAUUAAUUAUAUGCAUUAGAAUAACAACCUUAUAUUAUUUAAAAUUUUAAUAAAAUAGAUGUAAAAGCAUGUUAAAUAUGCUCUAUUUCAAUAUUUUUAGCUGUAAUUAAGUAUAUUUGUGAAUAAUAAGAUAAUAUUGUACUUUCUUUUAUUCUUUAGAUGAUUCUAGUAUUGCUUAGUAUUAAAUUAAGUUUUCCAUUUAUAAACAGUUUACUUAAAUUAUAUCAUAAGAAAUAUAAAAGAUAAUUUUUAAUUUAAUUGUCAAAGAUAUUUAAUAUUUUUUAAUGUACUUCAUGUUUAGAUAAAUAUCUAAAGAAUAAAAUUUAUAUUUGGAAUUAAAAAGAACAAAGACUAAGAUCUAAUUUUUAUAAAUUAAGACAUCAUUUAAUAUAUAUUUCCAAAUUAUAAUUAGAAUAAUAAAAGUAAAGUAAUUAUAUUAAAUAAGAUCUCUAACAACUUUGUUUACUUCUGAGUCCUUGCCUAGACAUAAACAAUAUACUACAGAACUACAUCUUUUAAAGUUUAGACAAGAUAUACAUUGA
Messenger RNA from Paramecium pentaurelia, 7181 nucleotides. The record is from the annotation of a GenBank genome assembly. Lineage: Eukaryota; Ciliophora; Oligohymenophorea; Peniculida; Parameciidae.